UUUCAUCAAUGAACGUCACUUGAUGAAAAGGUAUCGCUAGCGAACACUUUGUUGCUGUAUCUGAGUCGAAGUGGGCGCACCAACUCAUAGGUAAUUUAUUCGCAGCAUAACCAAUUAACUGCGCUACAAGSUGACGUUUAUAAGUAAAGGUAACACAGACCACGGUAAAGAACUUUGACAGGCUGUCCUCAACAUACUUCAUUGUGACAAUUAAGAAAUCUUUCUUGAAACGCCGCUUAAGUCGACAAGUGUUGAGGCAAUCUAAACUGAGCAACAACAAGAACGAAACAAGAGAACUGAAAGCCAAAACUUUAUCUUGSAUACAAUGAAUAAUACUGGAGAGACUGCGGUCAACGUUGAGAAUACAAUAUCAGUSGUGGUGUUUAUUUUAUCGUUGAUCAUAGGACUAGUUGGACAUGGUUUAGUAUUACUAGUAGUUCUUGGGAAAACAGGAUCACGCACUGCUAGUGAUGUAUUUAUUAUGAAUUUAUCGAUCUCCGAYUUGACUUUCCUCAUUCUCAGUCUAACUAUCAAUUCCCAUUCUUAYACUGGGUCUUUCCAGUUCUCUUUGUUCUAUUGCAAGUUUGUCUGGCCCAUGAUAACAGCAACUUUCUUCGCUAGUGUUUUUACGCUGACUUCUAUGGCCGUCCAUCGAUGUAAUGGCGUCUUACGUCCGCUUAAAGCCAACGUUACUGCCAGACAAGCAACAAUCUGGUCAGGGUGUGUCUGGAUACUUGCAGUUCUACCAGUCUCACCGCUGAUGAUCAUCACAGGUGUCACUGAGAACGAAGACGACUGUGAYGAGAAAUGGAGCUUAUCAAGCAAACAAGCUUUCACUGUGGCUAUGUUUCUGUUACAGUAUGCAAUACCGCUUACGAUUAUAACAAUUGCCUAUGUUCAGAUUGUAUGGUGUUUAAGGCAUCGUAAAAUCCCUGGAACAGCAGUAGACAGGAACGGACGAACUAUCUGUAAGUCCGCUWGUAGAGAUAACAUCCAGAUCAUUAAAACAGUUGCUGCAAUUGUCAUUCUUUUUGCCAUAUGCAUGCUACCUCAUGAAAUCAUCGGUUUUAUGUUUUAUUUUGGCGAUAAUAGCAGCAUAGAAAGCCAGAAACGCCUGAAUCGCCUGUUAGCCUACUCGGCUAUUCUGCUCUACGUUCAUAGCUGCCUCAAUCCAUUGGUCUACGGAAUUAUUACACAUCAGUUUUACAAAGAAUACAAGCGAUAUUUAUUGAUGUUGGUGUGUUGCUGUGGACACCGCGCACGACGUCUUAUGAUUUCUCAAAGCAGUUACAGUAGAUCGAGAUCUACACAGAAAUCGAUUCUAAAGAAGUCUUACAACGAUAUGAAACCACAUAAUGGUGACUCCAUUGAGCUCGUGCGCAGCCAAACAAGUCCUAGAGAAGAACAUGACGACGGCACGCAAAUCCUCGAGGAUACUCGAAUCUAAGCUGSUGCCUUCAUUGUUGAUGUUACUGCUGUUAUAUUGAAUGUUUACAAAAUAUUGGAGUCUUCGGGUCAUUGCGGCAGGAACGCAAUUAUCUUUUUUUACAACAGGCAAUUAAGUGUCUUGAAAGAGUCAACAUAUUCCUUUCAUYGAGGUUUYUGCAUGAAAAAAUGAUGAAAAGAAUGUUUUAUUUUUCACGUCUCAAAAACAACAAUAUUUGUUAUUGUUUAUUCCUCUCUCAAAUAAGUUCCUUAUCAAAUCCGAYUUCUUUUCUUUUCUCAUUCUUUKGCAAAUUGUAWGGAGCAYAAUAAAAGUUUAUUUUCGUAUUUCUUCUUUAAGUUUCAUUUCCGUUGUUAACAUUUGUCGUUGUGGUUGUUAUUUUUACGCUUCAUCCCAUAAUAAAGGCAAGCCGGUUAUACACAAUAUUUAUUUUUAGAAAGAAUACGCUUCUGUUUAAUUUUAUUUUCAAUAUGAACAAAGCAAAAACHAGAAAAAUGAACUGUUUUUCUUUGUAUUUUSYGUAAAGGGUUCGCUCCUCCCUUUUACACGGUAGUUUAGUUUGUUACUCUCGCUGAGUAGAGAUCUGCCGAUGCAUAAACAUUGCAGCUACGUUGGUCUACUGCCGUUGACAAUUCCCUUUGGUAAUCAAUCUUUUCUAACUCGACAUUUAACUCGAAUGACCAUCACGAGGUGGUGUGGGCGAGAUUUCGGACCGGUUUGUUGUGUUUGGGUUAAUCAGAUUGCUAGGAAAAUUGCUCUCCUAAUCUCUUGGCCACAACGGAGAAAGGAUAUUUGAUAAACUUGAAGAGGUUUGGUUCUUUGUCUUUUACCUCACCUGUUCGAGAUUGUCGCGACAACUACAGAUGYGAGCCACAAGAAAAAGACUUUGCCGAACGGCCAAUAUACCACAAACAAUCWAACUUUGAAAGUGGCAGAGUGCGCGGCGUCUUUGCGUCGUGGAACGAUGAUCUUUUGUUGAUCUUAUAUAUAGAAAAAAAAAACAAUAUCUCACUAGUAGAACAGCUAUUUCUCCUCGCCUACUCGUAUCUUUCUGAGAGUAAGUUAAUGGUUUGUGAGGAGGAUUUAAUGUAAGCUUUAAAGGCUCUUGAGUUUGCUGGACAAUCUUCGAAUUUCAAAAACAAAUAGUUGCUAAUAUUAUUAUAUAUUCAUUUGUAAAUGUAAUUACUUAAGUAGAAAUCAAAAUUACAUGAUGAUAAAAUCAUGGAUUUGAUAAAAGAGGCACUUUCAGUUUAAAUCUUAAGAAAAUAUCAGUCCAUUCGAAGAAGUACUGCCGAUAAUGACUAAAGUCUUGUACAUUUAAUCUCUCAUUUGGAUUAAGACAGUAAAAUAUCAUAGAGGGAUAACAUAGGAUGUAGCUAAAAUGGUUAAUGCGUACUAUAUAUAGAGCAAUGUAGAAAUUGUUUUUCGGUGGUAUAGUUUCCUUGCAAUCAUUCUCAUGCCGUGUAAAUAAUCUGAUUUUCACAUUCAAUUUAUUUCGUCUAAUUUCAUUAAGAAAAAGUGCCUCCUAGCGUGUGCGCAAAGUAUUGUAGUCUGAUAAAACCACAGAAUGUGAUUAAAAAUAAAGAAAAAAACUCUG
Molecule: messenger RNA, 3041 nt
Organism: Exaiptasia diaphana
Lineage: Eukaryota; Metazoa; Cnidaria; Anthozoa; Actiniaria; Aiptasiidae
Product: galanin receptor type 1
Exons: 1
Coding region: 326-1447 (373 amino acids)
Biological process (GO): G protein-coupled receptor signaling pathway
Cellular component (GO): membrane
Molecular function (GO): G protein-coupled receptor activity
Source: RefSeq, a predicted model, not a curated record